CAAGAUGAACAAGACGAUCAAGACCGCCGUUUAGUUAGACCUUUGGCGCCUUCAGAAAUUAUCUACAGACACUGGAACGGCUGUUUUCCACAUCAAAGUUUAUAAUAAUAGGGAACGCGCAAAAUUUGUUUACUACAUUGUUACAAAUCUAGACCACGUGUUGCAAAUUGUUAACAUUUUAUCUUUCACAUUCUUAACCUAGCUGAACACAGAUACAGUUUUCUUCUGAAUGGAGAAAUUUUUUGCAGACAUGUUCUGGUGAAAACCAUGCACCGCUACAAUAUUUGGUGAAUUGGCAACAAUGGAUCGUAUAUCAAAAUUCCUAUGUCAAUUCUUUUGAGCAUGUGAGUGUGUGAAAGAAAGGGGUAUGUAUCAUUGUUGUCAGAAAAAUUAGUACUGCUGAGAAAUAAGGAUGUCUGGACACGAAGUUAGUGAUGACGAUCAAUCACAACACUUGCAGUUCUCAUCUGCCACGCUGUACGACGAAAGCAUAGAUGUGGUGGAUGCAGAAGAGGUGGAGAGCCCAACAUCCAAUAGUAUCAAAGAUAGAGAUAUAGACAGUUUCCAGGAUAAACAAACAGAUUAUGACAAGGCCAUGGCAGGGCCUUCCAAUGAUGUGGCAAUAAUGGGAAUCCAACAUCCAGGAUCAUCACAUAUUUCAGCACGCCAUCGCAUCACGCACCAAUCCCCAGUGUUCAGGUAUAACAGUGAUGAUGACGAUGAUAAUGACGAUGAUGACGAUGAUGUUGAUGUACAAGCUGCAAUACUGGAGGGGACGUAUGAUCCAAAUGAAUUCAGCCACCUGCCAGUAUCAGCAGAGGUGAAGGACAUGUUCCAGAAUAUCACACGCUACACACCACAGAACAUGGAACUGGACUACAAGCUGCGACCAUUUAUUCCUGACUUUAUACCAGCCGUUGGGGACAUUGAUGCAUUCCUCAAGAUUCCUCGCCCAGAUGGGAAAAGUGACAGCAUUGGACUCACAGUACUGGAUGAACCAUGUGCGAAGCAGAGUGAGCCAGCAGUGCUUCAUCUUCAGUUGCGAGCUGUUGCCAAACAGAGUUCUGCAAAGGCUGUGGUUGUGAAGAAAGUGGAUUGCGCAGAGAAGAAUACAAAAGCUAUUGACCGAUGGAUCAAGGACAUCAGUGAUCUACAUCGCAGCAAACCCCCACCCACAGUCCACUAUUCAAAACCAAUGCCAGACAUAGACAGCUUGAUGCAAGAGUGGCCUGCUGAUGUGGAACAACAGCUGCAGGAAACUGGUUUGCCUGUUGCUGACCUUGACUGUGCUCUUCCCCGUUAUGUGGACAUUGUGUGUAGUCUGUUUGACAUCCCAGUGUAUGAAUCGAGGAUUCAGUCUCUCCAUGUUCUUUUCAUGCUCUACUCAGCUGUCAAGAGCUCUCAGUACAUCAGUUCCAGACCAGAAGGGAAUGCUGAUACAGAAGAAUAAUGAUCUAGUCACAAGUCUCAACCAUAUCUUAAGUCACACAGUUCACACAGUUUGACAUGACACUGUCAUGUGAUGUAUAUGUAAAUAUGAUUGUAAUAAAGGCACUCUGUACAUAUUGAUA
Molecule: messenger RNA, 1571 nt
Organism: Cryptotermes secundus
Lineage: Eukaryota; Metazoa; Arthropoda; Insecta; Blattodea; Kalotermitidae
Gene: IFT46
Product: intraflagellar transport protein 46 homolog
Exons: 8
Coding region: 413-1450 (345 amino acids)
Biological process (GO): intraciliary transport; cilium assembly
Cellular component (GO): centrosome; motile cilium; intraciliary transport particle B
Source: RefSeq, a predicted model, not a curated record